Molecule: messenger RNA, 2739 nt
Organism: Auxenochlorella protothecoides
Lineage: Eukaryota; Viridiplantae; Chlorophyta; Trebouxiophyceae; Chlorellales; Chlorellaceae
Product: 5'-3' exoribonuclease 2
Exons: 12
Coding region: 1-2739 (912 amino acids)
Biological process (GO): nuclear-transcribed mRNA catabolic process
Cellular component (GO): nucleus
Molecular function (GO): RNA binding; 5'-3' RNA exonuclease activity
Source: RefSeq, a predicted model, not a curated record
AUGGGAGUGCCGGCAUUCUACCGCUGGCUGAGCACCAGAUACCCCAAGGUGGUGAAGGAUUGCGUUGAGGAGGAGGUGCAGACCAUCGGAGAUGUGGAGGUCCCGGUGGACACGUCGCAGCCCAACCCAAACGGCAUGGAGUUUGACAACCUGUACCUCGACAUGAAUGGCAUCAUCCAUCCCUGCUUCCACCCCGAGGACAAGCCUGCGCCCACCACAGAGAACGAGGUGUUCCUGGCGAUAUUUGACUACAUCGACCGCAUCUUUGCCAUCAUCCGCCCUCGCAAGCUCCUCUACAUGGCCAUUGACGGCGUCGCCCCCCGUGCCAAGAUGAACCAGCAGCGCUCGCGGCGCUUUCGGGCCGCCCAGGACGCGGAGGAGAAGGCGCGGGAGGAGGAGAAGCUGCGCGAGGAGUUUGCCAAGCAGGGCAUCAACAUCCCCGCCCGCGACGAGUCGUCGGUGUUCGACAGCAACACCAUCACCCCCGGCACCCCCUUCAUGCACCGCCUGUCGGUGGCACUGCAAUACUAUGUGCACCUGCGCCUGAACUCCGACCCGGGCUGGCGCGGGGUCAAAGUGCUGCUGUCGGACGCCAACGCGCCGGGGGAGGGCGAGCACAAGGUGAUGACCUACAUCCGGGAGCAGCGUGCCACGCCCGGCCACGACCCCACCACCCGCCACUGCAUGUACGGCCUGGACGCGGACCUCAUCAUGCUGGCACUGGCCACCCACGAGCCGCGCUUCGUGCUGCUGCGGGAGCGGGAGGAAGCGGCGCGCAAGCCCUUCCAGUUCCUGCUGGUCUCCGCGCUGCGGGAGUACCUGGCGCUGGACCUGGGCGUCCCCACGCCCUGGCCGCUGGACCGCGAGCGCCUGUACGACGACUUCGUCUUCAUGUGCUUCUUCGUGGGCAAUGAUUUCCUGCCCCACAUGCCCACCCUGGAGAUCCGGGAGGGCGCCAUCGAGCUGCUGCUGGCCACCUACAAGCAGACGCUGGCGGCCACGGGGCACCUGGUGGACGGCGCGCAUGUCUUCCUGGACCGGGUGGAGGCCUUCAUCCAGGAGGUCGGCAAGGCGGAGGACGCCAUCUUCCAGCGCCGGGCGCGCAUGCUGAAUCGGCAGAAGGAGCGGAGGAAGGCAGAGAAGCACAGCAAGUGGGGGACCCGAGCCCCUGCCCGCUCCGUGGCGGACGCCGCGCAGGCCAUCGCCAAGGAGCUGUCCUCCACCAGCAGGCUGUCGGCCGCCCUGCGCACGCCCGCCGCGCCCUUCUCCCUCGCCCCGCCGGCGACAAACGGCGCCGCCGCGGCACCUCCACCCGAUGCCAAGGAGGCCGCAGGGGGCCCGGCGGCCAGCGCCCAGCCGGCCAGCAACAAGGGCGCGGCUGCGGCGCUCAGGGCGCGCAUUGCCGGCGCGGGGCAGAAGCGGGAGCGUGCUCCCACCGGCAUCCCCGGUCUGGACCCGGGAGGGGAGGAGGAGGGGGAGCCCGAGGCGGCAGUGGAUGAUGGGCAGGGUGGUGUCGGGGGUGAUGGGGAGACCGGCGCCGUCGACGAGAAGGCAGUCGUCACCGAUGUCAAAGAGGAGGAGGCCGGCGCUGGCGCCAAGGAGGAGGCGGGCGCGUCGCCCGCGGCACAGCAGGACGCCCCCGACAGCAAGCGCGCCAAGCUGGGCGACGGAGAGGCGCAGAGAGAGGGAGGCGCAGAGAUCGCCCCCUCCGGCCCAGACCCGGCCGAGUUCUGGGGCUCGCUGGCAGGGAGGACGGGGGUCGGCAUGGACUCCAAGAGAGACACGCAGGGCUUGGCAGAGACCGCGGAUGAUGACGACGAGCUGGAGGCGGAGGAGACCUUGAAUGAGCUGGUUGGCGAUGUCGCCGUGAAGGGGCGCAUCCGGCUGGGGGAGGAGGGCUGGAAGUGGCGGUACUACGAGGACAAGUUUGGCGUGAAGAGCGAUGAGGAGCUGGCGGCCGUGACCCGCUCCCUGGUCUCCGCCUUCGUGGAGGGCUUGUGCUGGGUCAUGCGCUAUUACUACGACGGCGUGGCCUCCUGGACUUGGUACUACCCGCACCACUACGCGCCCUUCGCCUCCGACAUGGUCGACCUGGCGGGGCUGGAGGUGGCCUUCGACCUGGGCGAGCCCUUCAAGCCCUUCGACCAGCUCAUGGGCGUGCUGCCCGCGGCCAGCGCCCCCGCCCUCCCCGCCCCCUUCCGCCCCCUGUUCACGGCCGCCGACUCCCCCAUCCUGGACUUCUACCCACGCGACUUCAAGGUGGACAUGAACGGCAAGCGCUUCGCCUGGCAGGGCGUGGCGCUGCUGCCCUUCAUCGACGAGGCGCGGCUGCUGGCCAGCACGCGCCCGCUGGAGGGCGCGCUGACGCCGGAGGAGGCCUUCCGCAACUCGCGCCGUCUGGAGCAGGUGUACGUCGCCGGGGCCCACCCGCUGGCGCCCGAGCUGCUGAGCCAGGGCAUGGGCGGCGAGGUGUUGGCCCCCGGGGGCGAGGCCUGCCCUGCGGUCCUGCCCGCGCCCUUUGGUCUGGGGCCCGAUGUCUCGCCCAACGCGGUGGUCUGCGCUGCAUACCGCCUGCCCCCGCACGCUAAGCAUGUCUGCGCGCUACUGCCGGGGGCCGUGGAGGAGGAGCCCAUCGUCACGGCUGAGGACCUGCAGGCCGACAAGCCGCUGCCCCCGCCCCAGGCCCCUGCGCCAUACGACCGCAACAACCCAUAUUCUGCGCUGCAGAGGCGGCGCUGA